This is a messenger RNA of Cuscuta campestris, 1155 nucleotides long. NCBI's taxonomy places the organism in Eukaryota, Viridiplantae, Streptophyta, Magnoliopsida, Solanales, Convolvulaceae. The record is from the annotation of a GenBank genome assembly.
CCAGUAAGAGGUCUGAACCAUUAAGAGCUAGUAUAUUGUUUAACUAUUCAGAGGCAAAUGUCUGAUCAAUUCAGAUAAGAGCUCUUAACCAUUCAGACUCUGUAUAAUACUUAACCAUUCAGAGGCAAAUCUCUUAACCAUUCAGACAUCUGAACCAUUAAGAGGCUGAAACAAACAGUCUGAACCAUUAAGUGCUGAAUCAUUCAGACAUCUGAACCAUUAAGAGGCUGAAACAAACAGCCCCUUACACCCGUUAACACCGCGAGUCAGAUAUUUGAAUUAAUUCAGAUGAGUACUCAAUCAGUACACAAUGAGAAUAAUGUACGAAGUGACGAGACAAAUCAAAAUAUUCGAACCAUUUCUCAAAUUUUAGAGGCAAUUCAGCACAUGGCGCCUCCACAAUAUACGGUAGAGAAGUUGAAGAGGAAUGGAGCUGAGGAGUUUCUAGCAGAUGAGAUAAAGAAUCCAGGAAAAGUGGAGUACUGGUUGAAAAGAAUUGAGAGAGAUCCCACAACUCCUGAACGUAUCACAUGGGACUUCUUUGAACAUGUUUUUGAAGAGGAGUAUGUUCCGGAUAGAUAUAGGGAAGCCAAACGCAAACAAUUCACGGAAUUGAGGCAGAACGGGCGGCCUCUAAUUGAAUACCGACAAGACUAUGAUCACUUGGCAGAAUAUGCAACAGAUCUAGUGAACAACACAACGAGAAGGUGUGAAAAGUUUGCUGAAGGCCUAGAUCACGAUUUGGGACUUGCUAUGGUUACAGUCGACUAUACCACUUUCAACGCAGUUUAUGCAAAGGUGGAACGGGCAGAGGAAAGGAUUGCUGCAAAGAAAGUCUUAGAGAAGAAUGUAGCCUCUAGAACAUCAUCUGAUUCCAUUUCGCCUCCUACAUCAUGCGUCUCCGAUGCGUUUUCGCGUGUCCAAGGUCUCCGAGACGGGGCAUGCUACCUGGCGUUUCCGUGCAACAUAGCUGAGGGCAGUGAACUUGAAGAUAUAAAGAGUGACGAGCAUUAAAGCUUUGGACUAUAUCUUCCAUAUCAAUGCGUAUUUUAGUUUUGUUCACUUUGACUGUUUAUACGUUUGCUUGAAACGUACUCAAAUGAUGAACUAAUUUUGAGGUGUUGGUUUACUUUCCAGUAAAUGGGUUAGUUGUAA